UCAUAUCAUGAAUUCUGUACCAUGUGAAUUCCAGCCCCGGUUUUUUUCUUUUUUCUUUUUUCUUUCUUUUUUUUUUUUUUUUUAAUCAACUUCAGUUCCCUCCACUCCUGAUUCAAGUCCCAGGCACACCUCUGCCAGGCAAGACCAAGUGCCAGCCACCACCCCUGGGCUGUGGCCGCACUCAGAGUGUCGAUUGCAAGGAGCAUGGAGGCAGUGGUCAGAGCUGGGCCCAGAGGCCUGGUCUGGGCGGCCUGUCUGUUCCUGGCACUUCCUGUCAAGGCCACAGAGCCUGAAACAGCUCAGCCAGAAGUGGACACGGCCCUGGGCCGCGUGCGAGGCCAGCGAGUGGGCGUGAAGGGCACCGACCGCCUGGUGGACGUCUUCCUAGGCAUCCCGUUCGCCCAGGCCCCACUGGGGCCCAACCGGUUCUCAGCCCCGCACCCAGCCCAGCCCUGGGAGGGCGUGCGGGAUGCCAGCCGCGCACCCCCCAUGUGCCUGCAGGACGUGGAGAGAAUGAACAACGGCAGGUUCACGGUCAAUGGGGAGCAUCAGAUCUUCCCUGUUUCGGAGGACUGCCUGAUUGUCAACGUCUAUAGCCCCGCCGAGGCUGCUGCAGGGCCCGGGAGGCCGGUCAUGGUGUGGAUCCACGGUGGCUCUCUGAUGGUGGGCGCUGCCACGUCCCAGGACGGCUCAGCCCUGGCUGCCUACGGGGACGUGGUAGUGGUCACGGUGCAGUACCGCCUGGGCAUGCUGGGCUUCUUCAGCACCGGGGACGAGCACGCGCCUGGCAACCAGGGCUUCCUGGACGUGGUGGCCGCUCUGCACUGGGUGCAGGGCAACAUCGGCCCCUUCGGAGGGGACCGCAGCAGUGUCACCAUCUUCGGCGGAUCUGCUGGGGGCGCCAUUGUCUCUGCUCUGGUUCUGUCUCCCAUGGCCACAGGGCUGUUCCACAGAGCCAUUGCCCAGAGUGGGGUCAUCGGCAUGCCAGGGAUGAUGGAGUCUGACCCGUGGCCCAGAGCUCAGAGCGUCGCGAGCUCCCUGGCCUGCAGCGCCACCUCCCCGGCCGGGCUGUUGCAGUGCCUGCGGCAGAAGGAAGGAGAGGAGCUCAUCCCGACCAAGGCUUCGAAUUUUUUUUAUGCGACCUACACCUCUGAUGGCGCCUUCUUUCCCAAAAGCCCCCAGGAGCUCCUGGAGGAUAGGCAGUUCCACCCCGUGCCCUUCCUCCUGGGCUUCAACAACCACGAGUUUGGCUGGCUCAUCCCCAGGGCCUGGGGGUUCCUGGAUAAGAUGGAGCGGAUGAGCCGGGAGGACUUGCUGGCCCACGUGAAGCCCUACCUGACCUAUCUGGGUGUGCCGUCCGAGGUGAUGUCUGCCGUCAUCGAUGAAUACCUAGACAGCGAUUCAGGCGCACAAGACAGACGCCGGGCUUUCCAGGAAUUGAUGGGUGACAUCAUCAUCGGCUUCCCAGUCUUCAAUUUCUCCAGAAGCCUCCUAGACUCCGGCAGCCGCAUCUUUUUCUACGAGUUCCAGCAUCGGCCCAGUUGUUUUGAGAAGAUCAAGCCGGACUGGGUGAAGGCUGACCACGGGGCCGAGAGUCCCUUCAUGUUUGGGGGGCCCUUCCUCACAGACGAGAGCUCCCUGCUGGCCUUCCCAGAAGCCACAGAGGAGGAGAAGCAGCUGAGCCUCACCAUGAUGGCCCAGUGGGCCCACUUUGCCCGGACCGGGGACCCCAACGGCAAGGGGCUGCCUUUUUGGCCCCAGUUCAACGAGUCAGAGCAGUACCUGGAGAUCGGGCUGGUGCCACGGGCCAGCCAGAAGCCGAAGGAGGCCCGGAUGCGGUUCUGGGCAGAGACGCUCCCCAGCAAGGUCCGGCAGUGGCACCAGAAGCAGCAGGGCAGGAAGGCCCCUGAGGAGCUCUGAGCUCUCUGCUGUGGCCUGGGAAAGCAGUGGAAGAUGGCCCAAGUCCUUGGGCCCCUGCACCCACGUGGGAGAUCCGGAAGAAGCUCCUGGCUCCUGGCUUCGGAUCAGCGCAGCUCCGGCCGUUGCAGACAAUUAGAGAGUGAACCAUCAGAUGGAAGACCUCUCUCUCUCCCUCUCUCUGCCUUUCCUCUCUCUGUGUAACUCCGACUUUCAAAUAAAUAAAUAAAUCUUAA
This is a messenger RNA of Lepus europaeus (European hare), 2153 nucleotides long. RefSeq names its product carboxylesterase 3 (gene CES3). The transcript is spliced from 15 exons. The record is from RefSeq and is a predicted model, not a curated record. Bases 205 to 1920 code for a protein of 571 amino acids. NCBI's taxonomy places the organism in Eukaryota, Metazoa, Chordata, Mammalia, Lagomorpha, Leporidae.